AUGGCUGCGGUGGCGAGGCGCGGCGUCGAGGGGCGUUUAGCCACGGCGGUGGUGAGGCGCUGCGGGGUGGGACGUUGGGCCACGGCGACAGCGGCGUGGAGGGGGCGGAGGAUCAGUGGGAGAACGACGAAUGGGAGGACGCGCGGCGGGACCAGGAGCUGCGGGGAGGGCCGAAUGACCGCGGCGGCGGCGAGGUGUCGGCUCGUCGGAGUCGGCGCGAGGCUUGCGCUGUACCCAUCCCUGGCCUACAACGUCGCGAGGAACAAGAUGGAGGCAGACUUUCACUGGUGGGAUCAAGUCGACGAGCAUGUUUGGCUAGGUGCCGUUCCCUUCCAGAGGCAUGUACCACGGUUGAAGGCGCUUGGGGUACGCGGAGUUGUCACUUUGAAUGAACCAUUUGAGACUUUUGUUACAUCAAAAGCAUAUCAGGAUUAUGACAUUGAGAAUCUUCAAAUUCCAACAAGGGAUUAUGCUUGUGCACCUUCACUGGAGAAUAUCUGUAAGGAUCUGAAGUUUAUCAACAGGAUUGCGUUGCAAGGUAACAGUACCUACGUCCACUGCAAGGCCGGAAGAGGACGGAGCACAACCGUGGUUUUGCGCUACUUGAUCAAAUACAAGGGCAUGGAUCCUAAACAAGCCUGGGUUCAUACCAAAUCGAUACGGCCCCGGAUUUGCCUGACAAGUGCUCAACAGAAGGCUGUUACACUGUUCAGCACGAUCAACCCUGUUGGAGGAGACAUUCCGUCCCAGAGUUCGGCGGGGGUGGUAGCCCAUCACAGGCCCAACACAAGACAGAUUCAGCCCGACCCCGAGGAUCAUCUGGAACUGUAG
This is a messenger RNA of Hordeum vulgare subsp. vulgare (domesticated barley), 831 nucleotides long. Its product is annotated as phosphatidylglycerophosphate phosphatase PTPMT2-like. The coding region runs from base 1 to 831 and encodes 276 amino acids. Gene Ontology annotation, molecular function: protein tyrosine/serine/threonine phosphatase activity; phosphatidylinositol-4,5-bisphosphate 5-phosphatase activity. The transcript has 7 exons. The record is from RefSeq and is a predicted model, not a curated record. Lineage: Eukaryota; Viridiplantae; Streptophyta; Magnoliopsida; Poales; Poaceae. Gene Ontology annotation, biological process: protein dephosphorylation.